UCCAGGGCUUCGCCGGGCGGGGCCUUGCGAGCGGCGCUCAGAAUGACUGACAGCUCCUCGAAGCGCUGGAAUUAUUUGUGUUAUGCGCAGCUCGAGACCGUAAGGAGAGGAGGAUUUGCACUUUGGAAAGCGAACAAUUUAAGCUCGCAUCUGCUCUAACGGGAAUCUUAUAACCAAGGAAGAUGGAGAAGGGAAUCACUGUUAUUGUACCAAUGGCAACAAAAGCAACACAAGACUAUACAACUUAUCCUUCUGCAACAGCCAGUCAUGGAUCUGACAGCAUAACUAAAGUUCAGCUGCCCCAAGUUCUGAACAAGUUUAGGAAAGGAGAACCUUGCAUAUUAGGGAUUUUACAGUUAACAUCUGCCAUAGUUAAUAUCCUCUUUGGUGUUAUUAUGGCCAUGUAUUUGGACGCUUUAACUUUCACUGGAAUUCCAUUUUGGACAGGGAUUCUGUAUAUAAUUUCUGGAUCUCUUUCCAUUGCUGCAGACAAGAAGCCCAAGACAUCCCUGAUGAACGCCAUGUUAACCAUGAACAUCAUUAGUUCCAUAGCAGCUGGGAUUGGGAUAAUUUUCUAUGCCACGAAUUUAAGCUUUCGAAUCUAUAUCAGCUAUUGCUUUUACCAUUUAGAAUCUGAUUAUGUUUCUCCCUCAAGCUGUGAAAUUUUACAUGAAAAGCACACAAUACUUCAUAAUGGAACAAUAGGCUUGAUGCUAGUUUUCACUAUUUUAGAGUUUUUUGUGACCAUCAUCACAUCUAGUUUUGGGUGCAAAGUUAUUUGUGGCCAGAAUUUGCCAGUGAUUAUUGUCCAGCAAACCAUCCAUUCAAACACAGAUCCUGCGCCCAAUGUUUAAAUGUCUAAAGAGAGAAGAAAUAUUUUUUGGAUUAUUUUCUUUUCCUACUUGGAGAAAACUCAUUUACAAGAAUCAUAUUUAAUGGAUACAAAUGUAUUUUUUGGAGACUGAAAUGAUUAUAUUCAAUUUAUUAUGUUUACAGUAUGUAUUAAUCUCCUUAUUUGUUUUAGCAAAUCAAGCAGAUAUGCAUCCACUGUCUGUUAUGACAGCUUUAUGAGGACCAAUGCAAAAAAGAAAGUUGUGAUGUACAAUAAUAAAGCUAGCUUUAAAAAGAAAGAACAUUAUGUGUGGAUAUUAAACAGGAGAGAGAGCACACAAGAAUGGUUUUCUUUUCUUUUUCUUUUUUUAAGUGUACAAAUGAAGGGCAGCAAAAUAUGACAGAAAAAAAGAUAUCUGAGUGCAAAUAUCAUCUAUUACAUUGUUUUGGAAGGUAAUUAACUAAGUAUUAUUGAUAUAAUUAUUAUUUCUGCUUAAAAAUGUUAUAACCUUCCUUAGUUGAGCAUAUUGAAGAUUCUACAAUAAAAAUCUUUUAAUUAUAUUUGUAGAUUUUCCAUUAAACUAGGCAGACCCUGUUGGCUGACAUUCAUUCAAAAUUCUUUUAUUUUUUUAAGGUGUAAUUUUACCAAUAAAAUACCAUAAACUGAGAUGCAUUAUGAUUAUCUGGAAAAGUAUAUCCUGACCUAUAGAAUUAUUCAGAGUGUAAAAUAAAAA
Molecule: messenger RNA, 1565 nt
Organism: Erpetoichthys calabaricus (reedfish)
Lineage: Eukaryota; Metazoa; Chordata; Cladistia; Polypteriformes; Polypteridae
Product: membrane-spanning 4-domains subfamily A member 4A-like
Exons: 7
Coding region: 183-854 (223 amino acids)
Cellular component (GO): membrane
Source: RefSeq, a predicted model, not a curated record